AAAAGGAGAUUAUAUAUCGUUCAUCGGAUCGUCUCUUAACAUAAUUUGUUUCUGCAUUUUAAUCUUAAUAGAUCGCGUUGAGAAACACACGCGAUACAUUAACUAUACGUGCGCUAAUUUUAUACGAUGAUACUUCGAAAAUACUACUAUCUUAUUUAUUUCGUUAUUAAUCUCGCGUGGUUUGCUAUGUGCGAUGUACCUUCGAAGGAACCAACAGUGCUGAUUGCUAUUUUAGUCAGGAAUAAAGCGCACACAUUGCCGUAUUUUCUGAGUCUGUUGGAGCGACAAGAUUAUCCCAAGAAACGAAUAUGUCUCUGGAUACGCAGCGAUAAUAAUGUCGACAGGUCUAUAGAGAUAUUGAAUAAAUGGAUUAGUUUGGAAGGCGAAAAGUAUCAUUCCUUGAAUGUUCAGUUAAAUGCAACAUCAACAAGAUUCGAAGAUGAGAGAACAUUUGCAGAUUGGUCGCCUCGCAGAUUUGCGCACGUGAUAGAUUUGCGUGAAAAAGCGCUCGAUUAUGCGAGACAAAUAUGGGCGGAUUUCAUUUGGAUGUUAGAUGCUGAUGUUUUUUUGACAAAUUCGAAUACCAUACGCGACUUGGUACAUAAGGGAUAUACUGUCGUGGCACCUGUAUUGAGAUCGGAUGGCACGUAUAGUAAUUUUUGGGCUGGAAUGAGGGAAUAUUAUUAUAUGCGAACGGAUCUUUACGAACCGAUCUUAAUUCGCGAAAAAAUAGGAUGUCAUAAUGUGCCUAUGGUUCAUAGCGCGGUACUUAUAGAUCUAAGAAGAUACGAUUCCGAUCAUCUAACUUACAAGUCUGAAAAAUUGAUCGCCUAUGACGGACCUGAGGACGAUAUUAUAAUUUUCGCCAUAGGAGCAAAUAAAUCGGAUGUGCCAUUAUUCGUGUGUAAUGAUGAAAUCUACGGUUUUAUCAUGGUGCCUCUAGAAAAUGAAGAAACUAUCACGGAAGAUAUGCAACGAUUGACCAAUAUAAAAGUAGAAAUAUUGGCAUUCAACGAUUUGCCGUUGUCGGACGAUUUGAAAGAAUUCGUGACAUAUCCGGAGAAAGACACCUUGGGUUUGGAUCACAUUUACAUGAUCAAUCUUUUAAGACGACCGGAAAGACGUAGCAGAAUGCAUAGACUUUUCGACGAACUUGGCAUUAGGGCAGAAAUUAUCGAUGCCGUGGAUGGUCGGAUUUUGAAUGAGAGUUCUCUACAGAAAUGGGGCGUGAUGCCGAUGCCGGGAUAUUCGGAUCCUUAUUACAAAAGACCGAUGACGAUGGGGGAGAUUGGUUGUUUUCUCAGUCACUACAGUAUAUGGCAGAAGGUGCUAGAGCACGGCUAUAAAAGCGUCAUGGUGCUGGAGGACGACGUACGGUUCGAGCCAUUCUUUCGACAGAAAGUCAAUUAUGUUUUGGCGGAAUUAUCCUAUCUCGGAAUCGAGUGGGACUUGGUAUACAUAGGCAGGAAGAGAUUGGAGACAUCCGAGAGUCCAGUAGAAGGUUCUAAAGUUUUAUUGCAUGCGGCAUAUAGUUAUUGGACACUCGGUUAUAUUUUAUCGGAGAGUGGAGCGAAGAAACUGAUCGACGCAAUGCCUCUCGGGAAAUUAGUUCCUGUCGACGAAUAUCUCCCCAUUCUUUCGGAUACGCAUCCUAAUGAACAGUGGGCAGCUCAAUUUCCUAUCCGGGAUUUGAUUAUUUUAUCAACAAACCCACUUCUGAUUUAUCCGAUGCGUUAUACCGGUGAGGACGGUCACAUCAGCGACACGGAAGAUUCAAAACUCGUGCAAAAUACUGUCGCGUCUAUUAAAUCAGAAAAUCGAAAUGAACUAUGAUUAAUUUGGAGAUCAAAGAGAUAAAAAAAGAAUUUCGAAUUAUCUAGUCGAAGAAAUCAACUUGCGAAUCUAAAUCUAAUGGCAAAUUAAUAAAAUUUUCAACUGAAGUUGAUUUUCUCGCAAUUAUAUUGCUAAUCUACUGCUAAUACAUUCUUAUAUAUGUAUUACUAAUUUAAAGUUGAUAAACAUAGUCAUUAUAAGUAAUAUACAAGCAUUUUUAUAGAAAACAGAGUUGCCAUAAUUUUAUAGAUUUCAUUGAAGAAAUAUAUAAUCCGCUCGAAUUUAGGUUUUAUAUGUAGUUGUAGAUAUAAAUAUAUAUCUUUUUUCCGAUUUUUAUUAAAAGAUAAAUAGUUAAGAGCACUAUGACAACCACACUGUUAAAGAGCAUUGUAUGAUACAGAAAAUGUUUUUAUAUUUUUAUAUGUUGUAAUAAUAUUAUACGAUCAAUAUAUAUCGA
Messenger RNA from Cataglyphis hispanica, 2290 nucleotides. Its product is annotated as glycosyltransferase 25 family member. The record is from RefSeq and is a predicted model, not a curated record. Lineage: Eukaryota; Metazoa; Arthropoda; Insecta; Hymenoptera; Formicidae. Bases 127 to 1833 code for a protein of 568 amino acids. The transcript has 10 exons. Gene Ontology annotation, molecular function: procollagen galactosyltransferase activity.